GUCCAGCUGUCAUUCCUUUAUGUUUGACUAUAUCUCUGGUAGACGGUAGAGGGUCACAGUAUCGUGAAAGAAGGUUCAUCCCCUCUCUCCCUGCCUUCUCCCCGACCCAGUUCUGAACCUGGGGGCCUGUCUGCUUCCUUGUCUCCUAGUUCCUCAAUCCUGACCUCUCUCACCAUUGUUGUGCCAAUGCCCAAGAAGAUCAGGCGCUAAAGCUCUGUGUUCCCAUACGCCCUAUAUUGGAUCGCCAAGACAUAAAUUGGAACGAAGUAUCUUUGAGCAGACACCAACCAAACCUUGAAUUUGCCAUCACACUUGAAAUCGUAACAUCCCACGGGCUUCGUAUCAAAUCUCAGGUCUUCAGCAGUGCAAAAUCAUUUCUUCGUGUUUCUCUUGCCCCGGAUCUGCCCGUGGAGGUUCGCAACCGUCGUCGUCCUCCAGCAAAAGCAAAAACAAGAUGCCUGGUCGACGACGACGUGCGUCCCAUGCGGGAUCGUGGUACGUCAAUGAUCCCCGUCAAUUAGGAGCUGAACUAGAUCAAUGGCUCGAUGCCGUGGGCGAGCCUUCAUUAGCGGCUGCUCGUGCUAUAAUUGGGCCGCAUGCGGGCUACCGAUAUUGCGGGGCUUGUGCGGGUUACGCUUAUCGUCAAAUUGACCCACGGCGUGUGGAGCGGGUGUUUAUUUUGGGGCCAUCGCAUCACAUUCGCUUGGGAGGUUGUGCAGUUUCAGGGUGCCUCAAGUAUGAAACACCUUUCUACGACCUCGCCAUUGAUAGGGCCGUGAAUGAGGAGUUGAUGAAGACGGGAGAGUUUGAAGUCAUGACUUUAGAGACUGACGAGGAUGAGCAUUCCAUCGAGAUGCAUCUUCCAUAUGUGGCUCGAGUUAUGGAGGCUCGAGGUCGCGAAAAUUUCACUAUUGUGCCCAUUUUGGUGGGGUCGCUCAAUCCGGAGAAAGAGGCCAAAUAUGGGCGGAUUUUUGCUAAGUAUUUGGCAGAUCCGGCCAAUCUCUUCGUCAUAUCAUCGGACUUUUGCCACUGGGGCCAGCGAUUCCGGUACACGCACUAUGACGAGAAAUGCGGAGAAAUCCACGAAUCGAUCAAGGCACUCGAUUUCAUGGGUAUGAAUAUUAUCGAGACCUUGGACCACGAGGCAUUUUCGCAAUACCUACGCAAAUACGGGAACACGAUAUGUGGGCGUCACCCAAUCGGCGUCUUCUUGGGGGCAGUUACGGCCAUGCGGCAACACGGCAAUGGUUUCAAGAUGAAUCUCAAGUUUCUCAACUAUGACCAGUCAAAUCAAGUGAAACAGAUGAGGGAUUCUUCGGUCAGCUACGCUGCUGCCUCUUUCGUACUAGGCUGAUAGUGAAAUUUGAUUCCCUUUGGAGGGUUUUCAUGGGAAGCUGGUCAUGUACAAUUAAUAAUCAUUUGCCCGGAUGCGGGCUAAUUGCUCUUGAUUUACCUAAACAUGCAGAUUCAUGUAUCACUCUUACGAAUUUGAUGGCAAAAAAUCAUGAUACAUUGUUAACAACCAAA
Molecule: messenger RNA, 1527 nt
Organism: Tigriopus californicus
Lineage: Eukaryota; Metazoa; Arthropoda; Copepoda; Harpacticoida; Harpacticidae
Product: protein MEMO1-like
Exons: 3
Coding region: 455-1354 (299 amino acids)
Source: RefSeq, a predicted model, not a curated record